AUGGGUGGCGUGGUAGAAAAUUCAAGUGACUCUGAGCUAGUGGAUGGUGGCAUUGCAUCUUUUGGUGGUUACAUGGAGGUUGGUGGUGGCCAUGUCGGUACUGGUUCCACUGGUGCUGGUUUUGGUGGAUUGGAAGGUGUCAACACAGGGAUGCUAGGAGAAGGUGUUGGUUUUGGUGGAUUGGAAGGUGUCAUUACAGGAAUGCUAGGAGACGGUUUUGGUUUCGGUGGAUGUGAAGCUGUGGGCAAUGUUUCAGCUAGGGAUGACGAUGUUGGUGUUGGUGUUGGUGGUGUGAGAGUUAGUUUAGGUGGCAAAUGA
Messenger RNA from Populus euphratica (Euphrates poplar), 318 nucleotides. RefSeq names its product ctenidin-3-like. Bases 1 to 318 code for a protein of 105 amino acids. NCBI's taxonomy places the organism in Eukaryota, Viridiplantae, Streptophyta, Magnoliopsida, Malpighiales, Salicaceae. The transcript is spliced from 2 exons. The record is from RefSeq and is a predicted model, not a curated record.